GAUAAACGACAAAUGGCUUCCUAUUCCCUAAAUAAGUUCACUACACAUAGCUUUAAAUGAAACUACACCAUAAAUGGUAUGGUAUAUGGCCAUGUAGGAUUUAGUCUUUGGUUAGCAAGCAAACGGUAUAAAAAGUAUAUACAAAUAUUAACAGUACAAUUAUUUGAACAAAACACCUUUUGUGCGCGUGCUAUUCUGUCAGCCCUUGACAGCAGGAAAAUAGCGCACGAGACACGACGGUUAUGAAGAGACGGUCGCGUGGUUCAUUCUGAGGUAAAGUUAGCUUUUUGUUGACGAACACAAAAUGGAGGAGCUUCUGUCUCUGAAAGAGUCGAUAGUUACGUACAUGGACAGAAGUGGAGGCCUGCGUAAGCUUGUUGAAGCCUGUCAGUCUCUUAAAGAUUCCCAGCAGGUGUAUCGUUUCUGUUUUGACGUGAACCCCUCGGACAUGGUUGAACUGGAUGCCAGACUGGGAGACUGCAUAUUACACGACCCCCUGAAAGCCACUUCGCUCUUUCAAUCUGUUUGUUUUCUCUCAAUAAAGACACUGUCGCUAAUUGAGCACAUACACACAGAGAGCCAGGUUAAUGUUGUUCUACGUCCAACACACAUGCCACCAUUUCCCAACUACGUUCUGGACUUAUCCGAGUUCCCUCGUGGCUAUUAUCUGAUGAGGCCUGUAGCAUUGGAGGGCCUUGUAAUUGCCAUGACUUGUGUGACAAAAUACACUCAAGGAGCCAGAUUCAUCUGUGAAGAAGAAAAAUGUCCUUGCUCCAGAGGUUUCCACCAUAUUAGAGUACAUGCACCAGGAGCUACAGAGUCAUCUACUGUCCGGAGCGACUUCGUCUGCUUCCUUUGCUCCUCGCCACUCAAAGAGGAUGUGAAAUCUCGUGUUUUAGGGAAUAAGCAGCUGGUUGAGCUUGUACACGUGAGAGCGCUGGAUGUGUUGGGAGUCCAUGAGAAUUCCUCCCUGAGAUAUCAAUCUGUCACUCUGUUUUUGAGAGAUGAACUGUGUAACACUAUGAAAAUUGGCCAGCUGUACCGAGUAGUAGGUAUACCAGCACAUGUACACCAGUGGUCCAAUAUUACUUGGACCAUCGAGGCUUGCAGCGUUCAAAAUCUCAUGCCUGACUAUUCCUCCUGUGUAAGCGACAAUUUCCAGGUCCUGCAUGCUGCCUCAGCCUGUUCCCCAUGGAGAUUCUCUGCCAUUGUUGCUAACUCGUUUGGCUCUCCAGUAGUCCCGCCUGGCCUGUACAGCACACUGAAACUGGCACUGCUUCUUAGCCUGGUGCAGACCAAAAAGGAGACUUUAGAGGCACACAAUCAUUUGGAUGUGCUCGCGUUCACCGGCGAUACUCUUAACGUUGAGAGGUUAAUGACAUACAGUCUGGGCCUGGCAGCACGGGGUAUUCGUCACCCGGUUACUGGAGAACUGUUCGCCUCCUUGUCCAGGGAUGACCAUGGAGCAGGAACAGCUAACAUCCAUGCAGGCUCUGCUCUCCUGGCUGCUGGGGGUGUGUGCCUGCUAGGGGACUUAACAUGCUACAAGAAGGACAGGAUAGACACCCUCCAGUCAGCAUUAGAUAGCAGAGCAGUCUCUGUGUUUAUCCCUGGAAAGAAGUAUGGUGAAGAUACUGACCAGCUUCUUUCUUUCCCCAUCGACUGCAACUUUUGGGCCUUGGCUGAUGCAAUAACUCCUUCUAAAAAAGCUACCAGGCCAGACAGUGUACUGCUGGGCUCUGUUGAGAUGGGUCUGGUACCCCCACAAGUUGUAGAUGCAUUUGGGCUUGUGAUCCAGUGUCGAGAGCCCGGCGGUAACCACCCACUCCUUCCAAUGACAGUACACACCCUGAGGCAGGCCAUUUCACCAGGAGAGCCCAUUUACCCUGCCUGCAUGCAGUUUACCACACAGGACUACAAAGAUCUCCUAGCUUAUGCCCGGAGUCUGAAGGUAGACAUGAGCACUGAAGCUGAGAUGAUGAUCCAUGGUUACUACAUGGCCAGUCGGAGAGUGCGCUCCUCAGUACCCGUUGCAUCCAUUAAACUGCUGAUAGCCCUUGCACAGGCUCAUGCUAAGCUUAACCUGAGGACUCUUGUGCUGGAAGAGGAUGCAGUUAUUGCAGUGUUGCUGUGUGAGAACUCCAUUACUCUAAAACAUGGGGCCUCGGUGCUUGUUAUUUCACCCGAUGCAGUGUUUCCCUGUGAUCUGCAUGACCUGGAGUCCCUGCACAGACGAGACCUGACCUUGGAAGAGUUCCACCAGCAGAUCCUGCAGUUUGUAUACAACUAUGCACCAGGAGCUGCCACCUACAUCAUGGAAGAAUAGGGCACAUUUAAUCUGAGGUAUCCCUGAAGCUUUUUUUUUUUUUUUUAAAAUGGCAAAAACUUAUGAAAUUAGAUGUAGUAAGGUUCAGCUGUUCUUAAGUUAAGGCAAUAUUUAUAUCUGUUAAUUUGCUUUGGUAUUAAUCUCACAUCUAAUGUAUAUAUUCAUAAUCUUACAAUAUUUAUAAACAAACUUAAAAAAAAAUUCCAGUCUCGUUCAAACAAGCAAUUGAUAACUUGCACCUCCAAGGUCAAAGAAGUCAGUCUCUAAAGAUCAUUGGGAGAAAAGGAUUGGAAAAAAGCCAGAAAGACGUAUGAUUCGAAUAGAAACAUCAAAGUCUAAACAAGGCAUCUUCCCAGAUGAUUUUUACAUGAGUGGUCAAAGAUCACAUGUACUAUCUAUGCUCUGGCUAUAACAUUGAGUUUAGCAGCAUGCCUAACCCACAAUCAGGUAAUGUCCAUGAUCCCCAAGAUAGCUUUUCAGAUAGUCACAUUAUCAACAACCCAAUCUGGUCUGACGGGUAAACGGCAGAAAUGUGAAAGUCAUCAUAAAUGCAGCAUAUCUCAGGCUCAA
Ictalurus furcatus (blue catfish) is the source of this 2896-nucleotide messenger RNA. RefSeq names its product minichromosome maintenance domain containing 2 (gene mcmdc2). Bases 305 to 2326 code for a protein of 673 amino acids. Gene Ontology annotation, molecular function: ATP binding; single-stranded DNA helicase activity; DNA binding. Gene Ontology annotation, biological process: double-strand break repair via break-induced replication. The record is from RefSeq and is a predicted model, not a curated record. The transcript has 14 exons. Lineage: Eukaryota; Metazoa; Chordata; Actinopteri; Siluriformes; Ictaluridae.